Messenger RNA from Schistosoma turkestanicum, 1605 nucleotides. NCBI's taxonomy places the organism in Eukaryota, Metazoa, Platyhelminthes, Trematoda, Strigeidida, Schistosomatidae. The record is from the annotation of a GenBank genome assembly.
AUGAUUUUCUCUCAACCAUUUUGUCAAAGUAUCUCAACAACACCUCCAGCUUUAAAUAGUCAUGUAAAAUACGAUUCACUUCCGCGUACAGAAGAUAGUCAUUUAGUCACACGUAAACUACUAUCAGCUGGUGAAACAGAUAGUCUUUUACAAAAAGCAUCUAUUCUCACUGUUGGUGAACAUAAUCAGCUUCAGAUGAUUCAGUCAGCUACGCUAAGAACUGGUGAAUCUUGCUUAAUACCAAUGAAUGAUGCUUCGAUUCAAAAUUAUUCAAGAAGUAAUACAAUAUUACCACCUGUAAGUAAUAUACUGAUGCCGAAUAAUGUGCACAGUAUAUCAGAAGAUAUAACACACACAGCAAAUUCCUAUUAUUCUCCACUUGCUACAUCAUUAUCACCAUCUUCAUCUUCGAAUUGUCCUGAAUCUGAUUUAUCAAUAAAAGAUCUCAUGAAAUCAAGUUUCAUGAGACAUGACUUGGGCCAUCAAAACGAGAAACUAAGAUUACAACAACAACAACGAUUGGAUUACAAUAUCUACUUGGAUAAUCGUAAGCAGAAUGUAGAAAAAUAUCCAUGUCGACAAAUGCUGGUAAAUGAAUCACCACUUCUUCCGCUGACCUUGUCAACAUCAUCGAUUUUAUCAUCAUCGUCAUCAUCAGCAUUAUCAGUAUCAUCGUCUUCAGUGGUUACAGUGCAAUCUAAUCUAACUAAUAAUCAUUUAAUUCCUUGCAAUAAUACUAAUAAUAAUAAUAUCAACACUGAAAGAAUUAAACGACCAAUGAAUGCAUUUAUGGUAUGGUCACGUUUACAAAGGCGUAAAAUGGCUGAAGAAAAUCCUAAACUUCAUAAUUCUGAAAUUAGUAAACAAUUAGGUAAUUUGUGGAAAUCUUUAACAAAUACUGAUAAAAUUCCAUUUAUCGAAGAAGCUAAUCGACUGCGUGAUUGUCAUAUGAGACGUUAUCCAAAUUAUAAAUACUGUCCUCGACGUAAACGUAAACAAUCAACAAAUAAAAUUGUAUUACAACACAAAGUGAAAACUACCUCUGAAUUACCUCUUGAAUUGGUUCUAUGUCCCAAUCGUUCAAAUUAUUUUCAAGCAACAAGAUUAACAAGAGUUUCAAAAGUUGUCACUCAACCAUUUAAUAAAUCACAUAUCCCUAUAAUUGCUCCUACUAUGAGACCGUAUGAAAUGAUACAAAAUAGAAAUAUGUGUGUCAAUGAAAUGAAUCAUAAACCAGACUCGGUUAUCAUCCCGUCACAAAUGAGCACAAUGCCAAUCGGUAACAAAUCCAUUUCAAAUGUGUAUACUUCUAUUCAAAAUGUAAUGGCAGACAAUAAUUCUGCAUAUUUUCAAUCAACUGAUGCAAUUUAUGAUCCUUACAAAACUCAGGUAGUAAAUACAUUUUUUAACAAUUUUACCAAUCGAAAUAAUCCAACAAGUCAUUCUGAUCAAAAUGAGUUUUACACAGAUUUUAAUGUUUGUCAACCGACAACAAGUAAUGAAAUAAACAAUUGUAAUCACGAUUCAUGCACUUAUAAUACAUCGGAUUCACCGGAAACUUAUUCAAGUUUUUUAGAUUCAAUUGACUUACAGACAUUUUUCUAA